Molecule: messenger RNA, 555 nt
Organism: Sphenostylis stenocarpa
Lineage: Eukaryota; Viridiplantae; Streptophyta; Magnoliopsida; Fabales; Fabaceae
Source: the annotation of a GenBank genome assembly
AUGGCUUCCCACAAACUCCUUCCCACCAUUUUCCUCCUCUCUCUCAUUUCUUACUCAUCAUUCACUCAGGCCAAUUGCCCACCCACUCCAAAGCCCACUCCCACUCCGAAGCCCACACCUCCCACACCCAAACCCUCUCCGAAGGUCCCCUCACCACCGCAACCCUCUCCAAAGCCCACACCACCCACCCCAAAGCCCACACCACCCACCCCAAAGCCCACACCACCCACACCCAAACCCUCACCCAAGCCCUCACCCAAGCCUAGCUGCCCUCCUCCUUCACCUCCAUCACCCAAAGGUUCCUGCCCCAUAGACACCCUAAAGCUAGGUGUUUGUGCUAAGAUCCUAGGACUUGUGAACAUCAUUGUUGGAACUCCUCCUUCCAGCGAAUGUUGCGCUUUGAUUAAAGACUUGGCGGAUUUGGAAGCCGCACUUUGCCUUUGCACUGCCAUUAAAGCCAAUGUGCUCGGAAUCAACUUGAACGUGCCUGUCACGAUCACCGCGAUCCUCAGUGCGUGUCAAAAAACUGUCCCUUCUGGCUUCCAAUGCCCCUAG